AUGGGGGAACGCAAGGUCUUGAACAAGUACUUCCCGCCGGACUUCGACCCGAGACUCAUCCCUCGGCGGAAGAUCCCAAAGAACAAGCAGAUUGAGGUGCGCAUG
Messenger RNA from Aphanomyces astaci, 105 nucleotides. RefSeq lists its product as hypothetical. Lineage: Eukaryota; Oomycota; Saprolegniomycetes; Saprolegniales; Verrucalvaceae. The transcript has a single exon. The annotation marks the transcript as partial. Gene Ontology annotation, biological process: mRNA splicing, via spliceosome. The record is from RefSeq and is a predicted model, not a curated record.